AUGCUGGAGGCUGAGGUAUGCUCGUCCCGGAUUUUAUCGCCUUUCCGUGAUGAAAGCGGCGAUGAAGGGCUCUCCGUUCUUCCGAGGCAUACUAAGGUUAUUGUAACAGGGAACAACAGAACAAAGAGUGUUUUGGUGGGUCUACAAGGUGUUGUCAAGAAAGCUGUAGGACUUGGUGGUUGGCAUUGGCUGGUUUUGAAGAAUGGGGUGGAGGUCAAGCUCCAAAGGAAUGCGUUGAGUGUGUUAGAACAUCCCACGGGAAAUGAAGAAGACGAUGAUUAUGAUUUUGAAGAUUCUAGCAGUGGAUCUGACAUUUGUCCAAAAGACAAUCAUCGAUUUUCUACAGGUUUUCAGUUUGGCAAACUAAGCAAGCCUAGGAUUAGGUACAGUAGGCCAUGGUCCCCAACUGCAUCCGCAAAGUCAAUAAAUCGCAUCAGUUGCCGAGAAGUUCAAUCAAAAUGUCAAUCUCCUCCUCCGAGAGUGAACUUGACAAAGUUGGGAACCGGAUCGUUGUGGAGAUACUGGCGAAACUUCAACCUAGCCAGUAAUAUUCACAACCCUACAAAGGAACAACUGGUCAAUGCUGUGGAGCAGCAUUUUUCUUCACAGGAAGUGGACGACUUACAAGUGAUUGUUGGGUUUAUCCGUGCAGCCGCGAAGAGACUAAAUCAGUCGGCUCGCAUUGAGAUUCGGGAUUGA
Fraxinus pennsylvanica is the source of this 699-nucleotide messenger RNA. The record is from the annotation of a GenBank genome assembly. Lineage: Eukaryota; Viridiplantae; Streptophyta; Magnoliopsida; Lamiales; Oleaceae.